GUCGUCGGCGGGUCGCGCGGCCCAACGAUGAGCCCCAGUUAGCUGGGCCCCGGGGGAGGAAGCUGGCCGGCGGGCACGGGCGCCGAGUGGCACGGGGCGAUGGCGGCCGUCCGAGGCAGCCCCUCCGCCCGCUCGGUCGCGCCUAAGGGGGCCGCCCUCUCCUGCCCCACCCAAACGGCACCCACCGUCCAGGCCCGACCCCGUGUCCGGGGCUUCCCACAGUUCUGGGGUGAAGAUUUCUUAGCCAGUUUAAUGUUUAAAAUUAAGCUGGAGCCCUUAAAAAUGAGCGCGUGGACGCUGAAUGUGUUUGUAAAGUUUCGGAACAAAGAGCCCAGCAGAGUGCCCGCUGCAGUCAUGGGGAAGGAUUAUUACAAGAUCUUGGGAAUCCAGGCCGGGGCCAACGAGGAUGAGAUCAAGAAGGCCUAUCGGAAAAUGGCGCUGAAGUACCACCCGGAUAAGAACAAGGAUCCCAGCGCCGAAGAGAAGUUCAAGGAGAUCGCCGAGGCCUACGACGUGCUGGGCGACGCGAAGAAGCGGGCGGUGUACGACCAGUAUGGUGAAGAAGGUCUGAAGACGGGCGGCGGGUCGUCCGGAGGCUCAGGCAGCACCUUCCACUACACCUUCCACGGCGACCCCCACGCCACCUUCGCCUCCUUCUUCGGGGGCUCCAACCCCUUCGACAUCUUCUUCGCCAGCAGCCGCUCGUCCCGGGCCUUCAACGGCCUCGACCAGGACGACAUGGACAUCGAGGACGACGACGACCCCUUCGGCGCCUUCAGCCGCUUCGGCUUCAACGGGCUGAACGGGGUGCACCGGCGGCACCAGGAGUCGAUCCCGCCGCGGCGCAAGGUCCAGGACCCGCCCGUGGUGCACGAGCUGCGGGUGUCGCUGGAGGAGAUCUACCACGGCUCCACCAAGCGCAUGAAGAUCACCCGGCGGCGGCUGAACCCCGACGGCCGGACGGUACGCACCGAAGACAAGAUCCUCAACAUCGUCAUCAAACGCGGCUGGAAGGAGGGAACCAAGAUCACCUUCCCCAAGGAGGGGGACGCCACGCCCGACAACAUCCCGGCCGACAUCGUCUUCGUGCUCAAGGACAAGCCCCACGCCCACUUCCGGCGGGACGGCACCAACGUGAUCUACAGCGCCAUGAUCAGCCUCAAGGAGGCUCUGUGUGGCUGCACGGUGAACAUUCCCACCAUCGACGGCCGCGUCAUCCCGCUGCCCUGCAACGACGUCAUCAAGCCAGGCACCGUGAAGAGACUUCGGGGCGAGGGGCUGCCCUUCCCCAAGGUCCCCACCCAGCGCGGCGACCUCAUUGUCGAGUUCAAAGUGCGGUUCCCGGACAGGAUAGCCCCUCAGACCAGACAGAUCCUGAAACAGCACCUGCCCUGCUCCUAGGCCUAGGCCCCGACCUCGGCCCCGGCCCCGGCCCCGGCCCCGGCCCCACAGCCAUAGCUAGCUCCCUGCCCCUCUGGCCUCGCCUGGGCCCCGGGCCCCGAGCCCUUCCCUGCCCUCUGGAGGCUGGGGACUGUUUUCUGAAAUGCAAAAAAUCCCCUCCGUCGGCCCCCUCCGGCCACCCCGCCGCCCCCUCCCCGCCCCCGGCGUCUCUCCGGAGCGGGCUGACGGGGAGCAGCCGGGGCCCUGGCUGACGGGCUCCUCUAUCGUGUUCAACUGUUUUGGAUCCGGGUUUCUAACUCCUUUCCCCGGAGGACGACUCCACUUGAGUGUUACUUGAAAAGCAUAGUUUUCCCUCUACAGAAACGCAGUCUGUAAAUAGCAUGUCCGCACCCGACUCUCCCCGCUCCACCGAGUCACCCCCUCCCCCCCGCCCCGGCCCCGGCGCCCCGGGGCUGACACCCGAAGCGGCGGCCUCCCCCGGUCCCCCCGCAGCUCGACGGGUUCGAGGGGCCGGUCUGGGGCCGGUCGGCUUUUGCCCCCAGCAGUCCGUUCUCUGCUCCGACAGGCACCCUCGCAGUCUCAGAUGCCCACAUAGACGCCCGCGUGACAGGCACACCUUCCGUAAUGACGGCGGUAUUCGAGUGGGGCUCACAGUGUGAGGAGGAGGGAGAACAGGUAUCGAGUCCCCAUUUUCCAGAUGAGGAAACCGAGACUCA
Molecule: messenger RNA, 2117 nt
Organism: Ornithorhynchus anatinus (platypus)
Lineage: Eukaryota; Metazoa; Chordata; Mammalia; Monotremata; Ornithorhynchidae
Gene: DNAJB5
Product: DnaJ heat shock protein family (Hsp40) member B5
Exons: 4
Coding region: 100-1401 (433 amino acids)
Biological process (GO): negative regulation of transcription by RNA polymerase II
Cellular component (GO): cytosol
Molecular function (GO): protein-folding chaperone binding
Source: RefSeq, a predicted model, not a curated record